CUUGAGUUAGCAGGUAAAAUAGGCAUUGCUUCAAGGCGAUAGAAGGGAAAAAAGAUGGGUAGAAGGCAUUUUUUCCCAGGUGUAACUCAAUUGCUUCCCGGCUAUUGUUCCCCUCCCUGGGAAUCUGUGCAAAUUGAGCAAGGAGCCGUGCAAGCUGCUCAGAGCGCGCCCAUUUUCUUUCCCUUCUUCCCUAACAAAAGAGCCCUCCAAAGCCCGGCGUCGGAGGCUGGACAUCUGUCGCCGUUUGGGGGGGCCGGCGUGGUCAUUGAAAAGAAGCAGUGACCUGUCAGCUUUGAUUGAUGGCCACAAACCUCCGGGCUCGACCCCUCGUGUGGGAAAAGAAGUCCCGCCAAGGAAAGUCCCCUUUCACAUGCUAAUUCUGGGUUAUAAAUACAGCAGAGGAGCAGCAGAGCAGCAAAGAGUCCGUCUGGAAAGGGAGCGACCCGCUGCCCGAGUGCCUCCUUCCCAUCCCAUCCUCCCGGCGCCCGGGGCGGGCAGGCUGGAUGAGAAUGACCGCUGCAGCCACCGCCGGCGGCACCCACAAGCUCACCAGCACCAAGGAGGAGAGGAAGUUAAGGAAACCCCUCAUUGAGCGGAAGCGAAGGGAAAGGAUUAAUAACUGCUUGGACCAGCUGAAGGAGACUGUUGUGGGCGCCUUUCACCUGGAUUCUAAGCUGGAAAAAGCAGACAUCCUCGAGAUGACGGUGAAGCACCUCCAGAACAUCCAGAGCAGCAAGCUGAUGGCCGACUCCAAAGUGGGGCUGGAGGCGCAGCAGAGGUACAGCACCGGGUACAUUCAGUGCAUGCACGAGGUGCACAACCUCCUCCUCACCUGCGAGUGGAUGGACAAGACCCUUGGGGCACGCCUCUUAAACCAUCUGCUGAAGUCCCUGCCCAGGUCUGGCGAAGACACCUGCAAAGCGGCAUUAAGGUCUUCGAGCCCAUCUCAGCAGCCUCUCCCAACGCCAAAAAGUCCCCUGAGCCCGAAGGGAAGCACUCGGGGCACAAACCCAUCACAGGAGCGCUUCUACCCCGUGGAGAACAAGCAGGCUUCAAAAAAUUCCUUCCAGCUGCCGUCGCUGUCGGUUUUCGGCCAGGCUGACACUGCACCUCCCAGGCAGGUCCUGCAGCCAAAUUUUUCCUAUAACAACCCUAGAAUGGGGUCAUUAGAUAUGUGGAGACCAUGGUAAAGUGUGUUUUAAAAUGUUUAUCCUAACCUUAGACACUCUUACAUAUGUAUCUUAUAGAUAUGUUUCUUUAAAACACUUGUGGAGCAAGUCUGUUCCUGUAGGUGUACUAAAGACCAGGGUACUUCAAACCGAAGUAAACCUAUGUGUAGCCUGCAUUGUAGAAGGCUGCUAUUAUUUUCUAUUUAUUUAAUACAUCUAAGUUAUUGUAUAGAAUCCUCUCGUACUCUUUAGUGUAUAUUAAUUAUAUAGCUUUCUUGUCUUACAUUCUUAAAAUAAUUAACUGCCUAUUAAUAAAAGUACAAGUCAACAAGCAACAACCCUCUCUGGCGUCAAGCUUACCUCCCAAAUCUCACAUAACUCACCGAGACCACCUCACUGGAUAAAGGGGUAAAUGGCUGAUCUCUUCCGAUUUUCAUUUUUAUUAUUAUUCCUCUGCAGCUGUAGGAGAUUCUGGUUCUGAUUCCUGUAAAAGGGCUGCAGUGAUUAGAAAAAAAAGAGAGAAAGAGAGAGACUUGGUUUGGACUCCAUAGGUUGCUUAGAAAUGCUCUGGCUUGCUCCCUCGGGCUGUGCUGUUCCCAGCCACCUGGACAUUACUGUUAAACUACUGAGCUAUGUGUAUAUAUAUAUAUGUUAUGGAUAGUUAUAUUUAGGGAUUAUUCUUUUGUUUCCCUAACUAAAAGUUUUAAAUAAACUUUUGGAAGAUAACAACUGAUAUUUGUCCCACCUUUGUCCUGUCUGCUCUGA
Molecule: messenger RNA, 1934 nt
Organism: Athene cunicularia (burrowing owl)
Lineage: Eukaryota; Metazoa; Chordata; Aves; Strigiformes; Strigidae
Product: transcription cofactor HES-6-like
Exons: 4
Coding region: 504-1190 (228 amino acids)
Biological process (GO): anterior/posterior pattern specification; regulation of transcription by RNA polymerase II; regulation of neurogenesis
Cellular component (GO): nucleus
Molecular function (GO): RNA polymerase II cis-regulatory region sequence-specific DNA binding; protein dimerization activity; DNA-binding transcription factor activity, RNA polymerase II-specific
Source: RefSeq, a predicted model, not a curated record